Molecule: messenger RNA, 2540 nt
Organism: Ananas comosus (pineapple)
Lineage: Eukaryota; Viridiplantae; Streptophyta; Magnoliopsida; Poales; Bromeliaceae
Exons: 4
Coding region: 1605-2390 (261 amino acids)
Source: RefSeq, a predicted model, not a curated record
GGGUCGUCAUCGCUCUUUACAAUACAAGAAUGCUACAUUAAAACGUGCGCUCAGUUAUAGAUAUAGGUAGAAUGCUGCUUUUGGCACUUUUUAUAUUGUAUAUGGUGCCCGCCAAUUCAUUUUUGUUAAUCUAUCUUGAAAGAGGGGGAAAAAGGAAAAGAAAAGAAAAAAAUCUUUGAAAACUGCUCUCAAUUCAGCAAUGCAUUUGAGAUUCCUUUUAUGGAUUUCGAUGUUUUCCAAGUGAACGAUAUCUUAUUAGUUCGAUUUAAAGCGCUCAAGACUCUAUGGAUGUUCUGCUUGAGUUGGUUGUAUCAAUUUGAGAAUCAAUUUUUGAAUUUGUAUCAAUAAGCAUCGAUAGUUCUAUUAAACUCUGCAUUGUUUAUUUAUUUUUUUUCAGUGACGUAUGUCCUCGUGCCGUUUUUUCUUGUUCUGUGGGUUGAAAAGCUUAAAAUUACUACAACUAUUUACUAUUGUGCCAUGUGAAGCCGUAGCUCGAGGACAAAUUGAUGUACCGAACUGCUACCUUCUUUUAAUCCUCUUUAGUUAGUAGACCAAUGAAGAGAGCGGAGCAAUGAUAGUUAAGAUAUGCCGGAACUGAAAUGUGGGUACAAGGUGGAGAGAUGUUACAAAAUAAGUGGUUUUAGUGGAGUUGAAAAGUGCUUUAGGUACAUGAACUUUUGAAGAUUGCGUGUUAUUUUCGAGUGUUAUUGUUCUAAUUAGUGAAUUUAUGAUAGAGAGUUGUAUGAAGACUACAAUCUCUGAGCUGGUCUAAACUUUUAUGUGGUAUACAAUUUUAGUAAAUUGAGAAAUCUAGAUGGAGAGAGUUCUCUUUACUUUUGAUUGAUGAGAACAUUGCGCGUAGAAUCGGGAUAAAAAUAUACAUAGACAAAACGGAGAUGUCGUAGCAUGUGAUGCGAUUGUUACAUAUCUUUAACAUAAAUGAACUUGUAUAGGAUGGUUUAUGAAGCCGAAUGUUCUCAUGUGAGAUUGUUGAAAUGUCGAUGUUGAUGCGUCGACAAUUUACUAGAACAUGGCAGUAAGAUAUGAUUGAGCUUGAAAACAGUUUGAGAUGGUUUGUAUUGUUUUUACAUCACUUCAUUCUAAUAUCAAAACUGGCAUGUUAGGAAGUAGCAAGAAAAGCAUAUUCUGGUGUUGUUCUUGUUGCUAUGUUGCAGAUGCUGGGUGCUAUAACAUGUUAUGACCAUUUUAAGUUCUCUGGGCUUGAACUGAUCUUACAAAUGUAGUAACUUUGUUGAUGCAAUUAAAACCUGGUGCUCUGUUGAACUGAUUCUUUCUUGUUGCAAUGCCUCAACUGCUUUGUUUUUGCUCUGCUUUAGUAGUUGCUGAAUUUUGGAAGUGGAAUUUUAUUUAUGAAACAUGUCUUUUUGUGUGUGUGUGUGUGUGUGUUUUUAUGUUCUUGGGUUUUAAACAUUCCAACCUUUUGAUGUUGUAUUUUAUUCUCUCUCUCUGUUUUUUUUUUUUGGCAUGAGACAAAUUGUUGUGGUGGUCUUGCAAUUACAAGCACAUGUGACCUUCCAACUCCUUCCUGGUGGUGGUCUACAAGAGAGCAACAAACAUGAGAGAGAGAGAGAGAGAGAGACGACAUGGGCGGCGGCGGCGGCGGAGGUGGCGGCGGAGAGUCGUCGUCUUCAUCGGCGGCGGCGGCGGCAUCGCCGAGCUCGAAGAGGGGGAGGGAUCCGGAGGACGACGUGUACCUCGACAACCUCCACUCCCAAAAGCGUUACCUCAGCGAGAUAAUGGCUUCAAGUUUGAAUGGACUGUCUGUUGGGGAUACCCUUUCUGAGAACCUCAUGGAAUCACCUGCUAGGUCUGACAGCCUAUCUUACCCCAGGGACGAAAUUGCCUUCCAAUACUCUCCGAUGUCGGAAGAUUCCGACGACUGUCGAUACUGCGACACUCCGUUGAAUCCGAGUACUACCCAAACCGAUCCAGCAAGCAGCCCUUCCAGUCCGGUCUCUCCUUAUCGAUACCCAAAACCCUAUUCGGCUCCCUCUCCGACCAACACAUUCCCUCUUCCGAGCUGCAACCUCUCCUCCGUCGUCUGCUCGCACCCCCGCAGAGGCGACUCGGAAGGCCGCUUCCCUUCCUCGCCGAACGACAUGUGCCACGUGGCGGACCUCAGGAAGGCCGCGCUUCUGAGGUCGGUGCAGAUGAGAACGCAGCCGCAUUGCCCGCCGCCGUACGAACUGCCGUUCAGCUCGGGGCAAGAAAGCAUAGAUAGCUUCGAAGAGGGAGACGACCGGCCCGACCAGUGCGUCAAGUCUCAAGAUGACGAGGCCGGCUAUCACAGCCCGGAGCACGAAGCGGAUUACAUCGAGGAUUGCUCGUCGGCGGAUGGCACGUUGGAAUCCAAGUUCAGCCAAGACUAAGACUUGUUCAAAUUAUGUUUCACUAACUGGAUGAUUGUUUCUACUGCGGGGCGAGGUUCUACGACGCAUUCGAAACAUCUUUUGGCGAAGCACGAGAAUGUUUCAAAUGGCCUUGUUUUCGGUGUUUCCUAACCGCAUUCUUAGUUGCUA